This is a messenger RNA of Strigops habroptila (Kakapo), 2332 nucleotides long. RefSeq names its product ATPase Na+/K+ transporting subunit beta 2 (gene ATP1B2). Gene Ontology annotation, cellular component: sodium:potassium-exchanging ATPase complex. The coding region runs from base 127 to 1155 and encodes 342 amino acids. Gene Ontology annotation, molecular function: ATPase activator activity. The transcript is spliced from 7 exons. Gene Ontology annotation, biological process: potassium ion import across plasma membrane; intracellular sodium ion homeostasis; sodium ion export across plasma membrane. NCBI's taxonomy places the organism in Eukaryota, Metazoa, Chordata, Aves, Psittaciformes, Psittacidae. The record is from RefSeq and is a predicted model, not a curated record.
GGUUCGAGUCCCGGCGCGGGCGGAGGGGAGCGACGCGUAUCCCGGGAUUGGGGGGUGGGGGGGGGUCGUCGCGACAUCAGGGUUGUCGCGACAUCGGGGGGGUCCUAUCGGAGCCCCCCCCCCAACAUGGCUCGGGAUAAGGAGAAGCGGAGCUGCGGGCAGAUAUGGGCCGAAUGGAAGGCGUUCGUAUGGGACCCCCGGACCCGGCAGUUCCUGGGUAGAACAGGGAGCAGUUGGGGCCUGAUCCUGCUCUUCUACCUGGUGUUCUAUGGGUUCCUGACGGGGCUCUUCGCCCUCACCAUGUGGGUGAUGCUCCAGAGCGUGGAUCCCCACGUGCCCAAGUACCAGGAUCAGCUCCUCACCCCCGGGAUGAUGAUCCGCCCGUGCGCCGAAGGCCUCGAUGUCACCUUCAAUGUGUCCCACAGCCAGACCUGGCUCCACUAUGUCCGUGCCCUGCACCAGUUCCUGGAGCCCUACAACGACAGCGUCCAGGCCUCCCGCAACGCCGCCUGCGCCCCGGGCCGCUACAACGAGCAACCGGACGACGCGGUGCCCAACGUGCCCAAGCGCGCCUGUCGCUUCAACCGCAGCGCGCUAGGACCCUGCGCGGGGCUGGGGCCGCCCCACACCGAGACCUACGGCUAUGGCUCCGGCCAGCCCUGCGUGCUCGUCAAGAUCAAUAGGGUCAUCAACUUCUUCCCUGGGAGGAACAAGAGCAUCAACGUGGUCUGUGCAGCAAAGCGAGAGGAAGACGCCGCCCUCCUGGGUCCUCUCCAGCUCUUCCCACCCAACGGCUCCAUCGACCUCAUGUACUUCCCCUACUACGGGAAGAGGGUCCAUGCUCCCUAUAGGUGGCGUUGGACCCCCUAUUGGCCCCAUAGGCUGCCGAGCGGCCCCGUUGCAGGUGAACUACACGCAGCCGGUGGUGGCCGUGCUCUUCGCCAACGCCACGGCCAACGUGGAGCAUCACGUCGAGUGCCGCCUCCGCGCCGACGGGCUCCGCAGCGACGACGAGCGCGACAAGUUCGCCGGGAGAGUCGCCUUCCGGCUCCGCAUCAACCGCGACUGAGACCCGCUUGCCUCCCAGUUACCUCCCAGUUGCCUCCCAGUUGCUCCCAGUUACCUCCCAGUUCUUCUCGGUUGCCUCCCAGUUAGUCCCGUUUGACUCGGAGUUCGUGCCGGUUGCGUCCCAGUUACUCCCGGUUGACUCCAAGUUAGUCCCAGUUAGUCCCAGUUGCCUCCCGGUUACUCCUGGUUACUCCUAGUUCCUUCCAGUUGAUCCCAGUUCACUCCCAGUUACUCCCAGUUGCCUCCUGGUUACUCCCAGUUACCUCCCAGUUACUCCCAGUUACCCCCUAGUUACUCCCAGUUCACUCCCAGUUCACUCCCAGUUACUCCCAGUUACUCCCAGUUACUCCCAGUUAGUCCCAGUUAGUCCCAGUUAGUCCCAGUUACCUCCCAGUUUGUCCCAGUUUGUCCCAGUUUGUCCCAGUUACUCCCAGUUCCAUCCCAGUCUCCUCCCAGUUCCUUCCAAUUAGUCCCAAUUACCUCCAGUUGCCUCCCAGUUCCUCCCAAUUAGUCCCAGUUACCUCCAGUUACUCCCAGUUAGUCCCAGUUCCGUCCCAGGUACCUCCAGUUGCCUCCCAGUUACUCCCAAUUAGUCCCAGUUUCUCCCAGUUGCCUUCCAGUUCCCCCCCAGUUAGUACCAGUUAUCCUCAGUUACUCCCAGUUCCAUCCCAGUUGCUCCCAGUUGCCUUCCAGUUACUCCCAGUUAGUCCCAGUUCCACCCAGUUAGUCCCAGUUCACUCCAAGUUAGUCCCAGUUAGUCCCAAUUACCCCCAGUUACCUCCCAGUUACCUCCAGUUGCCUCCCAGUUACUCCCAAUUAGUCCCAGUUCCUCCCAGUUGCCUUAUAGUUACUCCCAGUUCCAUCCCAGUUGCUCCCAGUUCCCCCCAGUUGGUCCCAGUUACCCUCAGUUACUCCCAGUUCCAUCCCAGUCCCCUCCCAGUUCGUCCCAAUUACCUCCAGUUGCCUCCCAGUUACUCCCAAUUAGUCCCAGUUAGUCCCAGUUGCCUUCCAAUUACUCCCAGUUAGUCCCAGUUGGCUCCCAGUUCCUUCCAGUUCCACCCAGUUCCCUCCCAGUUACUCCCAAUCAGUCCCAGUUACUCUCAGUUACCUCCCAGUUAAUCCCAGUUGCCUUCAGUUCCCUCCCAGUUGCUCCCAGUCCCUCCCAGUUGCUCCCAGUUCCCCCUCCCCACAUUGAGUCGGGUCUAAUGGUCCCUUUGGCUGCUCCUAAUCGAAAGGGUAAUAAAUGUAUAUAGGUGGUUUUCUA